GAAAGGAAAUAACUAAUUUGAAAUUCGGUAAAAAAAAAUAUUUAUCAUCAUGGCAGGAACAUUAUUCCGUUCUAUGCUAAGCACUACUUUAUCGGCUUAUAAAACGAAUUCAACUCAUAUACGUACCAUACACAGUUCAACUGCUUUUUAUGCUGCCCGUAAAGGUACUAGAGCAAAGGCCCGUGCUAAAAAAGUGAAAGUUGAGAUUACAAAAGUAGGGUUUAUUCCCCAUAACCAGAGAGGAGCCAAUAAAGCAGCAGCUAAAAUUCAUACUCCCAAACAUGUAGAUGACUCGUUGAAACUAAUAUCCAAAGAUGAUGUUUUUCCCAUGAAGUAUUACCAGUGGGUGGUGUAUUCUGCCGAGGAUGCAGUCCGGGCUCACCAAGAGACACACCAUGCCACAAUGUACAAUGAGCCUAGUGCAUUUGUGUAUGCUAGGGUUGAGAUGAAUAUGGAAGCUGCAAAGAAGAACCGCUUUGUGGACCCAUUUGUGCGGUUGGCUCUCCUGCCUCAUCACUUCCCGCGUGACGAGGAACGCACCAUCCUCGCUUUCUGCAAGGCUCCCGAGCAAGUCAAGCAGGCCAGUGAGGCUGGGGCCACCACUGUGGGGGGAACUGAUUUGAUUAAGAAGAUACAGGAAGGCGCCAUAAAAGUAGCAGAGUACGACUUCGUAAUAGCGCACCCCAACAUCCUCACGGAGCUAGUACCCAUCCGUGGCCUGAUGAAACGCAAGUUUCCUAACGUCCGCGCUGGCACCGUCGACACGAAUCUAGUGGAUAUGGUUCGCAAGUUCGCGGCUGGUGUCCAGUAUAGAGUGACCAGGGAUGAGUACCAACAGAACUUUGGCAGCUGCGAUGUCCCCAUUGGCAGGUUAAAUAUGGACGUGAAACAAGUUGCUGAGAAUAUUGCAGCGCUGCUAAAGGAUAUACAGUCCGGAAGGCCAAAGAGAGAUGGACUUUUUAUUACCAAAUGUCUAAUUAGCAGUCCCCCAUCAACAGAGAAACUGAAAAUAGAUCCGUUCGUGCACGUAGACAGAACAUUGGCUCAGGAGGUCCGAUAUGAUAGCGAUGACGAGGAUGACGCAGUGGCUGUAGCCCAGUGAUUAAUAAACUGUACAACUUACGCGAUUGUCACACUGAUGCGGAUCGGCACGCCACUCCGGUGAGAGAGCGAGACAGCGCUA
Cydia amplana is the source of this 1183-nucleotide messenger RNA. It is a transcript of the gene mRpL1, whose product is annotated as large ribosomal subunit protein uL1m. The record is from RefSeq and is a predicted model, not a curated record. Lineage: Eukaryota; Metazoa; Arthropoda; Insecta; Lepidoptera; Tortricidae. Bases 50 to 1102 code for a protein of 350 amino acids. The transcript is spliced from 8 exons.